UGCGUUCAAUUCGUGAUUUGGUGAGUCCCGUGAGUUUUGUGAACGGAGUGGAUCUGUGAUACAGACAACGAUCGCCAUUUUCUACAUUCGUGGUUAUAAUUCACUACGCCGGAUUGCAUUGUGUUGCAGCGACGUGUUUUUUUAUGACGUGCUGUAUGAUAUGUUGUGUUAGAAUUAUUAAAGUUCAAUUAUUGUGCUAAAGAAACUGAGUGUCGAAUAUGUGUUUGGCGUCUGUGCUACAUUAAUGAGGGCGAUGCCCGGACACGCGACUGGGGGUGCGUCAGCGGAUAUGGUGAGGAUCUAAGGGGAGAAAAGGGAGAUAAAAAUGUGACAUUUUGUCAACGUGUGGUACGGUCUUACGAGAGCGGUGAGGAGAUUCAAAAAGAAAAUAGCGGGUCCGAUUAGGCUGAUAAGAGCCUAAAAAUGCCGCUCCCGAAAAGGUUGGUAGAGCCUGUACAUGUGGCUCGGGGUACAAUCCCUGAGGCCUUUCCUCUACCAUCAGAAUUGGAAGCUGCAACAAAUGGGACCUUAGCCAAUACAAUUAGGCAGCUGUCAAGUCUAUCAAGACACGCAGAAGACCUGUUCGGGGAGCUGGCAAAAGAGGCACAUUCGCUAAGCGAUCGAGCCAACUCUCUGCAGGCGAGAAUAGACAGAUUGGCUGUUAAGGUUACACAGCUGGACAGUAAUGUUGAGGAAGUUUCCUUGCAAGAUAUUCAUAUGAGAAAAGCAUUCAAGAGUUCGGUUGUAUUUGAUCAACAAGUCGUAUCUCGAGAUACUAUGCCAACAGCAAUGCUUGAAACUUAUCAACAGUGUGAUACUCCGCCUCCAUUGGAUAAACUCAAUGUUUACAGGGAGGAUGGUAAAGAUGGAUUAAAGUUCUAUACUGAUCCAAAUUACUUCUUCGACCUUUGGAGUCAAGAAAUGCUGAAAGAUACGGAAAAGAAAUUGCAUGAUCGAGGGAAAAAGCCUCAUAGGCCUCGGAACGAUGGCAGUAAUGUUAGUGGAGGCGGUAGACACAAGAAGCGUGUAAGACAGCCUCAUAAUACAAGAGAAAGACAAAGACAACUUGCAGUUGGUCAUGGCGAAUAUAUAAUGCCACCACAGGGUGUACAAUAUAGAACACCACACAAUAUUCCAGAUGAAUCACUGUUAGGAAUGGUGAUGACGGAGCCAAGACCUCCAAGACCAAAUAGUAUUGAACUUAGGCGGAGCUAUCCACCUGAUGAACAACAUUUGUAUAGUCCUCCUACAACUGAUCACUACAGAACUACAAAUUACAUUUCUCAAAGUUACGAUGAUGGAAGUCUGUAUAGUUCCCAUUACGCCCCUGGGCAAGGCCAGCCAGGUAGUGAAACUUAUCAAAGUCCUGGUGGUCAAAGUACUCCAAGUCGUGGUGGACGGUCGAGACCUUCGCAGCCCCCACCAGCACCACCAAGUAAUGCUUCAAGUAAUUCAACACCUACAGUGGCAUCUGCAAAUAAUACACCAACGAGAGGAAGGUCAAUGAGUUCAGGAAGAGACACUCUUCCGCCUCCUCCACCUCCUCCGGGAGAAACGAUGUCACCGCCAUCAAUGAAUGGAACGAUUCCGGCACAUCUGCUUAAUAGAAAUGGCAGUCGUUCUAAUAGUCCAUUACCAAGUCAUCAAUCAACACCGACUCCACCAAAUCAUACAAUUCCUGUGGGAAUCGAUGAGCCGGAUCCUGCGCCUCAGGAUCUACCGCCACCACCACCUACACCCGAUCCAGUACCAUCAAGACCAAUAUCACCUCCUUGCAACAUUCCACCGCCUCCUCCACCACCGCCACCACCACCUAUUGCAAAUGGACCCAUGCCAUGCGUACCAAUUAGCAAUGGUGAUAUUGCCAAGAUGAUUGCGACUAAUCCACCUAAAUUAAAACCACUUAAAAGCAUCGAUGAUAGACAAUUAAAAAAGCCGCAAAAUCCUAAUAUUCCUAUUGUGGAUCCACGAAAUGAUUUACUCAAGGCUAUUAGAGAUGGAAUUAAAUUACGUAAAGUGGAGAAAAUCGAACAAAAAGAAGUGGAGCGUGUAAAUGCUUUAAAUGAUGUAGCAUCCAUACUAGCAAGGCGUGUUGCUGUUGAAUUUAGUGAUAGUGAUUCUGCAUCAGAAAGUGAAUGUGACAGUGAAGGAUGGGGAGAGCAAGACUCGAGUAUCGCCUGACCCGUGUCAUUCCCUCCUGCUGCAUCUGCCUCGUAAAAGAGUAGCCAAUCAUUGUAUUUAAGAAAAUAUUCUUUGGUCUCUAUUAUAAAUUAGAUAUGUUCGAUUUUAAAAAUUUUCAUUAUAUCUGAAUUUCUGUAAUUACAUCAGAAGACAGAA
Chelonus insularis is the source of this 2337-nucleotide messenger RNA. RefSeq names its product wiskott-Aldrich syndrome protein family member 3 SCAR (gene SCAR). The transcript is spliced from 7 exons. Gene Ontology annotation, cellular component: cytoskeleton; SCAR complex. The record is from RefSeq and is a predicted model, not a curated record. Bases 424 to 2181 code for a protein of 585 amino acids. Gene Ontology annotation, biological process: positive regulation of Arp2/3 complex-mediated actin nucleation; actin cytoskeleton organization. Gene Ontology annotation, molecular function: Arp2/3 complex binding; protein kinase A regulatory subunit binding; actin binding. Lineage: Eukaryota; Metazoa; Arthropoda; Insecta; Hymenoptera; Braconidae.